Messenger RNA from Suillus clintonianus, 576 nucleotides. RefSeq lists its product as uncharacterized. The transcript is spliced from 3 exons. The coding region runs from base 143 to 433 and encodes 96 amino acids. Lineage: Eukaryota; Fungi; Basidiomycota; Agaricomycetes; Boletales; Suillaceae. The record is from RefSeq and is a predicted model, not a curated record.
UCUCUGAAAAGAAUGUUUCGCAGGAACGUUGAUCCGCAUAACAUUUGACCAAUCAUUAAAGCCAAGCGAAGAAGCACCCCGAAAUUAUUAUUUAGUUCGCCAGGUAUAUCAGUCUUGGUAAUUCCAACCAAGUAAAUCCACCAUGCGCAUCCCCAUAUCCAUCACGGUGCUCUGCACGCUCGUCGCAUACACUACUGCACAGUGCAUGGAAUGCGCACUAAACGUCACGUACAGCAGCGUGAAUUAUACCCUCAAAGAGCAGUGUACGGUGCACAGCGGGUACCAUUGCUUUUACAGAGGCGAUGACGCCGAAGGAAGCUUCUGCGAUUGUUAUUACAAUACCGCGGGAAUCAUUGAGACCAACGAGUCGACUUUCUUCUGCCCCACAGGGUCGACGAAUUUUAAUGCUGCCUGCUCUGGUUGUCCAAGUUGAAGGGUGCAAACUAGUUUGUCGGACUUUCCCGUAGCUUAGUCAUUCAGCUACUAGUAAACCAUUAAUGCGCUCAUUCUUUGUGGGAUCCGACGUCGCGACUCUGCGUAUAGAGGUCACACAGACAGAGGCUCAGAGCUAUCAGA